GCAAAAACUUGACCCAGUUUCGUCACACGUGUGGAGUUACAGAACUAGAGAGUUGUGUAAGAUCAGUACGAUUUAGGCUGAAGUAAACAGUGUCCAACAUGUUGACCGCAUCGAGAACGUCGGCGAGAUAUAUUAAAAACUGCACAAAUUUACUGAAACGACAGUUUUCUUCUCAGACUACAAAAAAGGGAGGUGUUACAUCAUGCAUAGCCAACAAAUAUUCCGCGCAACAUUCAAGUUGUCGGUCUUAUUCAGACAAAGUCAAGGGACAUGUUAUAGGUAUAGAUUUAGGCACUACAAACUCUUGUGUAGCCCUUAUGGAGGGUAAAAGUGCUAAAGUAUUAGAAAAUUCUGAAGGUGCACGGACAACACCAUCAGUAAUAGCUUUCACACAAAGUGGAGAAAGACUCACAGGAAUGCCUGCUAAACGACAAGCUGUCACAAACUCCCAGAAUACAUUAUCAGCAACAAAACGUCUUAUUGGAAGACGGUUUGAAGAUGCAGAAGUACAAAAAGAUUUAAAAAAUGUAUCAUAUAAGAUAGUGCGUGCCAGUAAUGGUGAUGCUUGGGUUGAGGCCCAAGGAAAGAUGUACUCUCCCAGUCAGGCAGGAGCCUUUGUUUUGAUGAAAAUGAAGGAAACCGCAGAGAACUAUCUUGGACAGCCUGUCAAGAAUGCUGUAGUCACUGUACCUGCUUAUUUCAAUGAUUCACAAAGACAGGCAACCAAAGAUGCUGGCCAGAUAGCCGGACUCAAUGUUCUACGUGUUAUCAAUGAACCAACAGCAGCCGCUCUGGCUUAUGGACUAGACAAAACAGACGAUAAAAUUAUCGCAGUCUAUGAUCUGGGUGGUGGCACCUUUGAUGUGUCAAUCCUAGAAAUUCAAAAAGGAGUAUUUGAAGUGAAAUCCACAAAUGGAGAUACUUUCCUUGGUGGAGAGGACUUUGAUAAUGAACUAUUGAAGUUCUUAGUGGCUGAGUUCAAGAAAGAUCAGGGAAUUGACAUCAGUAAAGACCCCAUGGCACUCCAAAGACUCAGAGAGGCUGCAGAGAAGGCAAAGUGUGAACUGUCAUCAGCCUUACAGACUGAUAUUAACUUGCCAUAUCUUACAAUGGAUGCCAGUGGACCAAAACAUAUGAAUCUACAACUGACACGUUCCAAAUUUGAGAGCAUUGUCGAUGGUCUGGUAAAGAGAACUAUUGGCCCAUGUCACAAAGCAAUGCAGGAUGCAGAUGUAUCUAAGUCUAACAUAGGAGAGGUGCUACUAGUCGGAGGAAUGACCAGAAUGCCAAAGGUACAAACUAUUGUCCAGGAUGUGUUUGGCAGAAGCCCUAGCAAGUCAGUGAACCCUGAUGAGGCAGUUGCCAUUGGCGCCGCUAUCCAAGGUGGUGUCCUCGCUGGUGAUGUAACAGAUGUCCUACUCCUAGAUGUCACCCCCUUGUCCCUGGGUAUUGAGACUCUAGGAGGAGUGUUCACCAAGCUAAUCAACAGAAAUACAACUAUUCCCACCAAGAAAAGCCAGGUGUUUUCAACAGCAGCUGAUGGUCAGACUCAGGUUGAGAUUAAAGUGCACCAAGGAGAGAGAGAGAUGGCAGCAGACAACAAAAUUCUUGGACAAUUCCAAUUGGUUGGAAUUCCCCCAGCCCCAAGAGGAGUCCCCCAGGUCGAAGUGACCUUUGACAUUGAUGCCAAUGGUAUUGUCAAUGUCUCUGCUAGAGACAAGGGAACAGGCAAAGAACAACAAAUUGUGAUCCAAUCAUCUGGUGGUCUUAGCAAGGAUGAGAUUGAGAAUAUGGUGAGAGAGUCAGAGAAGCAUGCUGCUGAAGAUGCUAAGAAGAGGGAUACAGUAGAGAUGGUGAAUAAGGCAGAGAACACAAUCCAUGAUACAGAGACCAAGAUGAACGAAUACAAGGAUCAACUCCCAGCUGAUGAGUGUGAGAAAAUCAAGGGCCACAUUGAAACAGUAAGAGAGGUUCUAGCCAAUAAGGACAAUGAAACACCAGAGAACAUCAAAGCUAAAGUAGAUGAAUUACAACAAGCCUCUCUGAAACUAUUUGAAAUGGCAUACAAGAAGAUGGCCUCAGAACGUGAUGGUGGUAGUAGCGGGGCUUCCCAGGAUUCCACACAAUCGUCAACUGAAGAAAACAAAGAUGACAAAGACAAAAAAGAAGGACAGAAUUAACAUUGACUUUCUUUAGAACAAUUAAUUUAUGUAUAAAGUGAAUAUAGAAGUAAGGAGACAGAAAAGUGUCUGGUAGUGUAUUCUCUGAUGAUGGAGCAUACAUGUAGCCAUGUGAAAUGUUGGAACAAAAUGAAUGUGUGUAAUAAUAUUACUAUGGAGAGUGUACGUAUAUGUGCUAGUAAUGUAGAAUUCUUUUGUUUGUUAUUCAUUUGCCAACAGAAUCCACGCAAUGUAAAUUGAAAGGCAUGCUUUACAGUCUAAAAAGUUUUGAAUUUGGAAAUGAAGAUUCAUCAUUCAUGUCCCCUUGUUUUGCAUAAUUAUAGUCAAUAAUAGAUAACCUUAACAUAUACAAUACCAUUGAAUUUAGAAAAUCAUGUUUAAUUUCACUAUUUUUGUGCAGUCUUGUACAGUGCUUGUUCCAUUACAUUGUCUUGUUAUCAGGAUUAAUUUAAUACAGUGUAAAAUAGACUGUGAAUAAAUUGUAUUUUAGACAUUAUAUUAAAAGAAA
Molecule: messenger RNA, 2688 nt
Organism: Owenia fusiformis
Lineage: Eukaryota; Metazoa; Annelida; Polychaeta; Sabellida; Oweniidae
Source: the annotation of a GenBank genome assembly